Molecule: messenger RNA, 4280 nt
Organism: Acipenser ruthenus (sterlet)
Lineage: Eukaryota; Metazoa; Chordata; Actinopteri; Acipenseriformes; Acipenseridae
Product: cytosolic purine 5'-nucleotidase-like
Exons: 18
Coding region: 118-1812 (564 amino acids)
Molecular function (GO): 5'-nucleotidase activity
Source: RefSeq, a predicted model, not a curated record
AUGCUGUUGUGAGCAGCUUGCCAUGGGCCCUGCUAACCAAAGCAGAAAACACUCUUGUGAUGCAGCACGUUGUGGGAGUUGAGCUGCCAUUGGAUUUAAGAACAAGCAUUUUGAAACAUGACUACUUCCUGGAGCGAUCGACUGCAGAACUACGCAGACCUCCCCGCCAACAUGGACGGGCUUGCAAUGAAGAAGUAUCGGCGGGAGGCUUACCACAGAGUGUUUGUAAACAGAAGCUUGGCUAUGGAGAAGAUCAAGUGCUUUGGGUUUGAUAUGGAUUACACAUUAGCUGUGUACAAGUCCCCAGAAUAUGAGUCCCUGGGGUUUGACCUGACUGUGGAAAGGCUUGUAUCAAUCGGAUACCCCCAGGAGCUGCUCAACUUUGUCUAUGACUCUACAUUCCCAACCAGGGGCCUGGUGUUUGAUACAAUGUAUGGGAACUUGUUGAAGGUGGAUGCCUAUGGGAACAUCCUUGUCUGUGCCCAUGGAUUUGUUUUCAUUCGGGGGCCUGAGAUCCGGGAGCAGUACUCAAACAAGUUUAUCCAGAGGGACGAUACUGAGCGCUUUUACAUCCUCAACACACUCUUCAACCUGCCUGAGACCUAUCUGUUUGCCUGUCUGGUAGAUUUCUUCACUAACUGCCCCCGAUACACUAGCUGUGACACAGGGUUUAAAGACGGUGACCUUUUCAUGUCCUACAAGAGCAUGUUUCAGGAUGUGCGUGAUGCAGUAGACUGGGUCCACUACAAGGGGUCUUUAAAAGAGAAAACGGUGGAAAAUCUGGAAAAGUAUGUGGUCAAAGAUCAUAAACUGCCUCUUCUGCUCAGUCGAAUGAAUGAAGUUGCAAAGGUGUUCCUGGCCACAAACAGCGACUACCAGUACACCGAGAAAAUUAUGACCUACCUGUUUGAUUUUGACCAUGGUCCAAAGCCUGGCACCCCCCACCGCCCGUGGCAGUCCUACUUUGACCUCAUCCUGGUGGAUGCACGGAAGCCUAUGUUCUUCGGAGAGGGGACGGUCCUGAGACAGGUGGACACUACCACGGGGCGGUUAAAGAUCGGGACCUACACAGGACCUUUGCAGCAUGGCAUUGUAUAUUCUGGAGGUUCAUCAGACACUGUGUGCGACCUUUUGGGGGCAAAGGGCAAGGACAUCGUCUACAUUGGAGACCACAUCUUCGGAGACAUCCUAAAAUCCAAAAAGCGUCAGGGCUGGAGGACCUUCCUAGUCAUCCCUGAGCUGGCCCAGGAGCUCCAUGUGUGGACCGACAAGAGCUCUCUGUUUGAAGAGUUACAGAGCCUGGAUAUCUUCCUGGCAGAACUCUACAAACAUCUGGACAGUAGCAGUAAUGAACGGCCAGACAUCAGUUCCAUUCAGAGACGUAUCAAGAAAGUGACCCAUGACAUGGACAUGUGCUACGGGAUGAUGGGCAGUUUGUUCCGCAGCGGGUCCCGCCAGACUCUGUUUGCCAACCAGGUGAUGCGCUACGCAGAUCUGUAUGCUGCUUCCUUCAUCAACCUCCUCUACUACCCCUUCAGCUACCUGUUCAGAGCUGCCCACGUCCUGAUGCCACACGAGUCGACCGUGGAGCACGCUCACGUGGACAUCAAUGACGGCGAAUCACCUAUGGCCACGCGGAACCGCAACUCCAUGGACUUCAAGGGUUACGACUACAAGCGUAGCCAGCUGACCCGCUCAGUCAGCGAAAUCAAACCACCCAACCUGUUCCCCCAGACCCCCCAGGAGAUCACACACUGCCACGACGAGGAUGAUGAUGAGGAGGAGGAGGAGGAGGAGGAGGAGGAGGAGUAACAAAGAAAAACAAACUAUACAACACAAUCUAUUGAACUAAUUAGAGGGUGGUGCUUGGAGUAAUCAAAAUGCAAAUCCGAAAAACAAAAUAAUUAAAAACAUAAAAAAUAUAUAAAAAACACAUAUAUGUACGUGUGUGUGUGUGUGAAUGUACACAUAGCGUACAUAGACACACAGAGACUUUCUGUUAAUGUUACUGUCUGUAUAACAGACCAGUCUAAUGACACUUACGUGAUUGACCCACUCUCUUAUUUGAGAGACAUAACAUAUGUACAUGUACAAAAAAAGAAGUUAUUUUGAAAGUAUAAGAAGGUUAGAUGUUAAGUUCUAAGAGAUGAUGAGCCUCAUAGACCAAACCAAUUGUGCGCUGCCCCCUAGGAACCCCUGGUCACGGUCAGCAAUGACAUAGCCUGGAUUCGAACCUGCGAUCUCCAGGCUAUAAGGCGUGCAUUCUGCACUCCAAGCAGAGCGCCUUUACUGGAUGCGCCACUCGGGAGCCCAGACCAAACUCAUUUAAAUAUUUUAGGGUGAAAGACAAAUGCAUUUAUGGGCUGUAUUUAAAUACUGGUUGGUUUUGAAUAAGUGUCUUGUAGUAUGUAAGAUAGUCCUGGGCAAGUCAUGCACAGUAUGUAAUGGUUAUGCACCAAUACUACUGUUUUACAUGUGGUGUUCAUGUUUUGUUAGCUAUUUUUGAUACAUUUAAUAACAGUAUCAAGAUUUUACAGAAGCUCUAGUGCUCCAAAACAGCAAAAAGUCUUGCUACUUUAAGUUUUUUUCAAUUGCUUUUUCAGUCAUCGUAUUUAAGUUUGAUAUGAUGGGAUGGCUUUCCUGACCAAUGCAUGGACUGAGACUGUGAGCCAUGCAAUUAGAAGUUUUAUACAGAAGCACAUUUAGUAAGAACACAGCUCAAGUGACAAGUGUGUGGUUUUGUGUUUUUUUUUGGUUGAGGUUAUAUAUUCAGUAGUAGUGUGUUAAAGACGUCCUGUAUGGAAAUACAAGACAUACUUAACAUUGCUAGUGGAUCUUACUUAUAUACGGUAUACUCUUCUGUUUCUUGGGGAGAUUGUAGGGCUUUCUCACUGUCAGAACCAUCUCCCAAUCUAAUGCAAAUACUGUAAUAAACAGUGCUUUUCUCAGUACAGCCUCAGAGUUACGAACCCCUUGGGAAUGGAUGUUGUUCCUAAGUCUGAAAUGCCUGUACUCUGUAACUUUUCAAUGGUUUUAAUAAAUGUGUACACCUGCUAUCUAUGCCCUUCUUAGGUCGGCAAGGGUGUCCUCGGCUCACCCCAGAGCUGCGUUGUCCUCCGACACUGUAGCUCUGGGGUGGCUGCAUGGCGGGCCUGCAGAGUGAAAAGAAGCGGUUGGAUGACGGCACACGCUUCGGAAGACAGCGUGUGUUCGUCUUCGCCGCUCCAGAGUCAGCGCAGGGGUGGUAGCGGUGAGCUGAGCCUAAAAAAAAUAAAAAAAUAAAAAAAAUACAAUUGGACAUUUCAUAUUGGGAGAAAAAUGGGGUAAAAAAAAAAAAAAAAAGUGGGAGUUGGGUAGACCGGUAAAUUUGGUAUUUGUAACUCUGGGUUUCUUAAUUUGAUCUCCAUUGUCUGUCAGACUAAGAAGAUCCGCUAUGUUCCACAAGAGCCUGUACUUGGAAAUGCUGUACUGAAAUACACCAGUAACCCUCCACUGUGCCCGUGUUAAUUUUUCAUUAGCAGAAUCAAACCACUUACCUCUUUGAGACCAUGCCAAGCACCUUUGGGAUCUGUGGGUUGGUUGCAAGCAUCCCUCAUAGUAAGAACAGGAUUAUUGAGACACCAUUGAUAACCAGGCUUUGGUACUUAUUGAUGCAGUUGUGUGUAAAAUAUUACACACCUUUUAUUAGUGUUUAGCAUUUCUGCUGUGGUUUUAGUUGGCUCAUGAACAGCCAGCAUUAGUACCAUACCAUACUGCCUCUCAAUCACACACUUCAUCAGUUUCCUUAUUGGAAUGACUGAAAUCAGGGGCAAUUUGAGCUCAAGAAGCCAGUUGCACUUUGUUGGACUAGUGUGUGCAUUUCUUCGUUUUAACUUCUUCUAAAAUUGCUUCUUUUAAACUUUUUUUUUUUUUUAAUUUGUGUUUAGUACCUUCAUAUUUUGUUGUAUAUAUUUUUUUCUUUUUAUCUCUGAAAAAAAGUAUUUUAAAUGAUCUGUUCUGCUCUGUAAAGGAGUGCAAGAGUUUAUGCAUUUUUUUAAAAAAGAAUUUGGUUUCCUGUGUACUCUUGCAUUUGGAACCAGUAUUAUAUUUUAAUUAUUUGUAAUGGUUAUACUGUAAACUGUAAUAAUUUUGUUUAUGCAUGUCCAUGCUCUUUUUACAUCAGUUGAUGGAAACUGGUUUUAAAGUGGCAUAUUCUUUACUGUCCAUAUUGUAUUUUUUUCUUUAAAAUGUUGAUCUUAUGGAAAUAUAAUUUUAAUAGUAAAUAAAAUGCAAAUACUCUA